AUGUGGAAGCGUUCAGCCUCGCCGCGUCAUCAAAAGAAGGGUACAACUUCUGGCCAAAAUGAGCAGAGGGAACCUACAAUGCAUUCAGAAGGUGCAGACAACACGACGCACGUCAAAUUUGCACCUGAACCGACUAAAAUAAAUCAAAAAGAUAAGCGGAGUCAACCAAGCCACUAUCACAAUCGCCGAAGACACAUUGAAAGGCCCGCUCAUAGCCAACGGAAGGUAAAGUCUGACAAGUACGCAGGUAGCAAACAUUCAGGAUCGACUGCAUCGAAACCCUCUCGACUCAGGCAGCUUGCAAUGCUGAUGAUGGGAUCACGAAAACGGCCGAAAAGGCAUUCCAGAAUGCAAAGCAAAGGAACGGCUACGAGCAGAACGACCAAAACAAGCAGAACAACUGAGGAAAGCGGAACAACUAAAACAAGCGGAACCGGUGAAGAAAGCGAGGCAGCUAAACCAAGCAGAACAACUAAAGCAAGCGGGGAAACCAGAACUAGCAGGAGCGGAACUACUAGUGCAGGUGCAAAAGUAGGACAGAAGCCAAAAGUUAUAGGAGUAGUCAGGCCAAAUGUCCAUAAAACAGUCAAGACAAGGACCGAACCAACAAGGACAGGUGGAACUGGCAAAGUGCACACAACAAAAGGCGGGUUUGCACGGGAACGUGAAACAGCCGAAGGUACAGAGAGAAACAGACAUGGAAAGAAACAGUCAGAUCAGAAUGCUGAGGUAACUGACCUGGUAAAACUAGGCGGAGGCACAGUUUGGAGAGGCAACCAUUCAAAACUUGGAGUCGUAGCUUUUAAACGUGUAAUAGCCUCAGAUCCUCGGGAAAAGAAGGAGGCCGAAAAAGAGUUGCGGCGGUCGAGAGAAGUUAGUGGUCAUCCGAAUAUAAUUCAGUUUCAUGAGGGUUUCAAUCGGACUAUGGAAAGUGUGCCUUAUGUAGUUUCAAUAUUCCAAUAUGCUGCCGGGGGCGACUUGAAAGGAAGGAUAGAGAGAAAAACAUUAAACGAGGACAAUAAAAAGGUUGUAAUACGAGGAUCAUUGAAAGGGUUGAAACACUUGCAUAACAUGAACCUUGUACACGGAAAUCUAACAAGACAAGUCGAACUUGCUCCACUCAGGCCGACAAAUAUUCUGUUUCUGAAUCCCGUAGAUAAAGACGUAGUGGAAAAUGAUAUAAAACUGACAAAUUUUAGAUUGACAGAACGCAUUCCAAAAGACAAAAGUGUAGUCAAAGUCAAUAGUCUGUGCAUAGAAGAACAUUAUAUGCCACCAGAGGGUUUGGACUGUGAUCUAAGUUAUGCAUUGGAUGUGUGGACGCUUGGAGUCACAUGUUAUGAAAUGUACAAUGGAUUGGAGAGUUUCCCAAUAAUCAAACCUCAUCCAAAUGAUAAGCGUUCGAAAGAUGAAGUUGCACAGGCAAUACUUCGUCUGAAGGAAGUUUGGAAUCAACCUGGCUGGAGCAAUUACGAACAGGGUCUUUGUACAGCUAAGUCUCUGUGCCAGCAGAUGCUCGACACGAAGUUUGCAUCAAGAAUAAGCGUUGAAAAAGCGUUAAACCAUCCACCAAGCUUGAAGCGUGCUAAGACAUGCAGAUCCAUCCAAGGGGCUGCGUCAAAGAUAACAUGA
Messenger RNA from Fomitiporia mediterranea MF3/22, 1632 nucleotides. Its product is annotated as kinase-like protein. The transcript has 10 exons. Gene Ontology annotation, cellular component: cytoplasm; nucleus. The record is from RefSeq and is a predicted model, not a curated record. Gene Ontology annotation, molecular function: calcium/calmodulin-dependent protein kinase activity; calcium-dependent protein serine/threonine kinase activity; calmodulin binding. NCBI's taxonomy places the organism in Eukaryota, Fungi, Basidiomycota, Agaricomycetes, Hymenochaetales, Hymenochaetaceae. Gene Ontology annotation, biological process: intracellular signal transduction; peptidyl-serine phosphorylation; protein autophosphorylation. Bases 1 to 1632 code for a protein of 543 amino acids.